AUGCGUCUUCCAAUCACCGUCUCUCUCCUCGCCCUAGCACUCGUGCUGGCAACGAGUGCCACAGCACAUAACAGCGCUCCGGGAGGUGUUCCUGUCCGUCCCAAAUAUGACGGUAUCUCCGUUCCAGCAGGCGCUCAUCACGCGCCGCUAAAGGGCAGCGAUCACAAGCAACACUUGUCUGCCAGAGCUCUCAAGCAAGCUGGAUCCCACAACAACCCGACCAACGCGUACCAAUCCGAUCAGCUGCUCGACGCCGCUCAGCAGAACGGGCGCGCUCACCCUCCACACGAGCGUGCCGAAGAGGUUCCCGGCGAAGUUCACCCUUCGUCUGCCCCAUCAGAGCAGGGUCAUGGUGGGAAACCACCCUCGUGGAAGCACGAUAGCAAGCCUCCGUCAGACCCCCCUCCUGAAGAAAACGGUCUCAACGCGCGGGACGCCUCUGGUGAACCGGAGAAGGCAAAUCACGAACAUCAAAACAACCAUCACGGUGCCAAAGGAAGCAACCGCCAUCCAAAAGCUCCGCCAAUCGGCCCAUCAGGGACCAAAGCACUUCGUCCGACAGAGCGCGACGAGCAUCAAGAUGCUGACGAGCCGAAGCAUGACCCUGAUCAAUCCGGAGACGGGUCUCCGAUCAACAAGCCGCCUGAUGCUCCGAAGCCCCCUGGUCAGCCACCAAAGCAAUAUCGAAAGAAUGGCUCCAAGGCCCACACCCGUUCAAAUAAGGAAGCUACUGGUGACGGUGACCAACUCCAAGAAGACGCACAUGAAGCUCAUCUUGCCGAAAAGCCCCACUCUCCUCCGCUCGAGGGCGGAAAGCGACCUGAAAAUGCCAAACCUGCAAGGCAGCCGGAUGGCGCACCAGAGCGCCCCCAAGCACGCUCGGAUGAAGUCAAACAAGGUGACAAAGAGGACAACGGCAAGAAUUGGCCAAGGCCAAAGGCACCCAAAGGUGCAAAGCCCAGCGGUCAACCUCGCCCUGUACCAACCAAAGAUGCCGCAAAGGGCGGCAAAGGCAAAGCUCGGCAAAAGUCUGGAGAUGAUCAAGCCGAGAAGCGUCACGAGAAGACGUCAUACGACGAGGAGCAUGCUGGGUCUGCUCCACCCACCAAGCCGGAUCAUCAUCCAAAGAGACCCACCGGCGGCGCCGGACGCCCACCAAAGCCUGCCUCUCAACGUCGAGGGAUCGAACAAGAUGAAGAUCGCACGAAUGAAGAGUCGCAGCGUCCAGAUGCUGGGAGAGCCAAGCGCAAAAGCCCUCCCCCGCCGUCAAAGGGAUUUCAGCCUGCUGCCCGCGAUCACGUAAAUCAGGAGCACGGACAUGAAAAAAAGCCUAAAGACCCUCUCGUCAAGUCUGUGCCGGCUGCUCAGAAGCAAGAUGGUCCAAAGCACGGUAAGGGUCAGAAACCAGCAAAGGUAAGACGCGUGCCUUUUGGCAAGCCGUCUCAAGCGCGAAUUUAG
Molecule: messenger RNA, 1458 nt
Organism: Ceraceosorus guamensis
Lineage: Eukaryota; Fungi; Basidiomycota; Exobasidiomycetes; Ceraceosorales; Ceraceosoraceae
Exons: 1
Coding region: 1-1458 (485 amino acids)
Source: RefSeq, a predicted model, not a curated record